This is a messenger RNA of Aspergillus melleus, 867 nucleotides long. RefSeq names its product putative DNA repair protein Dds20/Mei5. The coding region runs from base 1 to 867 and encodes 288 amino acids. The record is from RefSeq and is a predicted model, not a curated record. The transcript is spliced from 2 exons. Gene Ontology annotation, biological process: DNA recombination. NCBI's taxonomy places the organism in Eukaryota, Fungi, Ascomycota, Eurotiomycetes, Eurotiales, Aspergillaceae.
AUGGGAUCCGAGAAACUCAAUGAGAAGCGUCGUCGCGCCGAACACGCAACCUCGGCGCUUUCGAAGCCAUUCAAGUCUCCCCUCCGUCGACCAGCGCAGACAACGGAGGCCAAAGACGCAUCGUCACCCACAAUCACAAAACAUAUCUCCUCGUCUGCACAUCAAAUUAAAGAAGCUCAUUCAGCUGAGAAGAUACAAGAGCAACCUGCAACCUCGACCACAAUUGCGUCCAACGCACCCAUCAACUCGCCAUCAUCUAGUACUUUGUCACCUCUGGGCCUAGGAAGUCGCAAAAGGAAGAACCCGGCCAGUUAUCUAACGCCAACUAAGAAGCCGGUUCUCCUAGACCCAGAGAUCACCGAGCUCCAGAAGCAGCAAAGAGCGCUGCAAUCGCGUCUUUCGGCGCUGCGUUCGGAACUAGACACAGCGCAACAAGCUCUCCGGGUUGAAUCCUCGGAUAAAGACACCGAGCUGGAGAAAUUGAUCGCGAAAUGGAAAACCGCAAGUCAGGAUGCAGCGGAGGAGGUGUUUGCGGGUGCGCAGGAACGUGUGGCUCGGCUUGGGGGCAUGAAGGCGUGGAAAGAGCAGAUGCGCAAUAACAGUACAAGAUGGGAGCAGGAGGAGAUGAAUUCGUGGUAUGGGAGUGGCGAUGCCGAGGGGGUUGAUGUCGAUGAAGAGGAGUUGGAGUCUCGAAAGGCGGAGAUGCUGGAGCAAUGGGAUGUUCCUGGGAAGGAGGUUGAGGGUAAGAAACGGGAGGAUUCUAUUGAGGAAGAGGAAUUUACUAUGGACUUCAUGCUGAAGACAUUGAAUGUUGAUUUGAAGCUUAUCGGGUACGAUAAAGAGAGUCAGAGAUGGGUUAAGGAUUGA